GAGGAAUAUAUGACUAUUAAGCAUGCCGCUUAGUCAACAACAGCCCUUGGUGGUCUAGUUGGUUAUGGCCCCCGGCUGUAAUCGAAGUCUCUUGGACUCGAGCAAACUCGAGUAUCCAAUGACACCUGCUUACCGGGUGGUCGCGUGUUCGACUCACGCCCGAGGGAUCAAUUUUUUUCGCAUUUUUUUCCUACUUCUUCUUUCUUGUCGGAUUUCUUUCAUGCAAUCGAUUUAUUUAUUUUAUGUAUAUUUUUUUUUUUUUUUUAUAUAUAUGGUCGAUAUGAAUAUUAGCAAUGUUGAAAAAUCUACUACAUAUUAAUCAAUAUUAAUUUUCAUUUAAUUUUGCCUUUUUAUUUUUUGAUUGGAUUUUAAUUUUCUUCAAGCACAUAA
This is a messenger RNA of Xylona heveae TC161, 390 nucleotides long. RefSeq lists its product as hypothetical. NCBI's taxonomy places the organism in Eukaryota, Fungi, Ascomycota, Xylonomycetes, Xylonales, Xylonaceae. The coding region runs from base 65 to 319 and encodes 84 amino acids. The transcript has a single exon. The record is from RefSeq and is a predicted model, not a curated record.